Podarcis muralis (Common wall lizard) is the source of this 10966-nucleotide messenger RNA. NCBI's taxonomy places the organism in Eukaryota, Metazoa, Chordata, Lepidosauria, Squamata, Lacertidae. The record is from RefSeq and is a predicted model, not a curated record.
AUCUCCCGACGCCCCUUCCCGCUUUGUAAAGCGCCCCACAGAGCAGCCGGAGGAGCAAGUGGCAGCAGCCGCCGACCUCCCUCUGCCUGUAGGGGGCGUGGGAAAUGGCCGUGGCCAUUCCUGUCAGGGGCUGAGGAAGGGCGGCUUUCUGCCCGCUGCCUGGCGUCUGGUCUCUCUCUGCCCCCUUUCCUCACUUGCGCAGCCGGCGGCGAGAGGGGAAGAUGGAGGCGCCCGAGAGCAUGGGCUUCAGGCGGGUGGCCAUCCGGAGGAAAUCCAGCCCCAGCCUCAGCAGCAGCGCCUUGGUCUUCUCCCAGGCCGCCGCCGCCGCCGCCACUUCGCCUCUUUCCCACCCAGAGAGGAGGAGAGACGUUGCCAGGGAAGCGGCGCCAACAGCGGCAGCAGCAGGUGGCAGCACAUGUCCAAAGAUCUUCAUAACUCCACUGUGCACGACAAGCAGCACAACUAGACUGUAUGAGCCAAACAUUGGCAAUGAGGUGGCUCAGAAAAUAAAUGGAAUCGUACCAGAGAAGCCAUCUCCACAGCCAGUUUCAAUUCCAAAACCACAAGUGCCUCCAAAGCCAUUACAUCUGCAGAAUUCACAGUCAUCCAUUGCCCACCAAACCCCCAGGCAUAAAGCUUUACAUUCUACGAAGCCAAGAAUGGAGGAAGUUACACCUACCUCUUCUUGCGUAUCUAAAGAAAAAACUAGUAAAGUGUCUGAUCUCAUCAGUCAUUUUGAAGGAGGCAGCCCAUCCAUUCCUAGUGAGCUGAAGAAAGAAUCCUCUGUUCUAAAUGUUGCUAAAUCUCAAGGAAAGCAUGGGCCAGCACCAGCACCUCAGCCAAAAUUCCUCACCCAACACCCACUACAGAAGCAGGGAUAUAGUACAGAUCACUCUCAGGAUGUACAGAAUCGCACAGCCAAUGGAGAAGUAGCACAGAACCAGUUGGACUGCAGGGACAGCACAUUGCCGGUUCAUAAUGCGAGUAGGGCCAUUCAAAAUGCAUCAUUUGACAGCAGCUUGGUAAAUGGAGAACGAGAGAACAUUAGUACAGACGCAUUGCAAACUACAGCAGCCUGCAAAGGGCAAACAAUCAAUAGCUGUUGCCAGACUCCAAGUGUGAACACGUUGUUUCCAUCGGGAAAAGAAAGUGUAGAAAUGAUUACCAAUACAAAGAACAAGCAGAUUGAGGAGCACAAUAAGCAAGACUCGCAUGUGGAGACAAAGGAGACAAAUGAACAGAAAUGUUACAAUAUUGCCAAUGAGCUUUUGCACACAGAAAGAGCUUACGUCUGCCGACUUGCUCUCUUGGAUCAGGAGUUUUAUUGUAAAUUGAUGGAUGAAGCUAACAGGGGCUCAUUUCCUGCUGAAGUUGUUAAUAAAAUAUUUUCCAAUAUUUCAUCCAUUAAUCAGUUUCACAGUCAAUUCUUGCUGCCAGAGCUUGAGAAAAGAAUGCAAGAAUGGGACACAAACCCCAGGAUCAGUGACAUCCUACAGAAACUAGCUCCUUUCCUCAAAAUGUAUGGGGAGUAUGUGAAGAAUUUUGACAACGCAAUGGAGUUGGUGAAAACGUGGACUGAGCGAUCACCUGUCUUCAAAUGUAUUAUUCAAGAAAUUCAGAAGCAGAAAGUCUGUGGAAAUCUCACCUUGCAACAUCACAUGCUGGAACCAGUGCAGCGCAUUCCAAGAUACGAGAUGCUUCUGAAGGACUAUCUAAGAAAAUUGCCUCAAGACUCUCUAGACUGGAAGGAUGCUGAAAAAUCCUUGGAAAUAAUAUCUACGGCAGCAAGUCACUCUAAUAGCGCCAUCCGAAAAAUGGAAAACUUAAAGAAGUUGUUGGAGGUUUAUGAAAUGUUAGGAGAAGAAGAAGACAUUGUCAAUCCUUCAAAUGAACUCAUAAAAGAAGGACAAAUACUUAAACUUGCUGCUCGUAAUACAUCUGCCCAAGAAAGAUACCUUUUCUUAUUCAACAACAGAUUGCUAUACUGUGUCCCCAAAUUCAGCUUGGUGGGAUCUAAGUUCACAGUUCGGACAAGAGUUGGCAUUGAUGGUAUGAAAAUCGUGGAAACGCACAAUGAAGAAUACCCACACACAUUCCAAGUCUCUGGGAAAGAGCGAACUUUGGAAUUGCAGGCCAGUUCUGAACAAGAUAAAGAAGAAUGGAUAAAGGCUCUCCAGAAUACUAUAGAUGCUUUUCAGCAAAGGAAUGAAACAUUCAGAACUGCUAUUGCAAAAGAAUAUGAGGACACACCUAUUGAAGUUUCUACUGCUGAGCUUGGGAAGAGAGCACCAAGAUGGAUUCGGGACAAUGAAGUGACCAUGUGCAUGAAAUGCAAGGAAUCCUUCAAUGCGCUAACGAGGAGGAGGCAUCAUUGCCGAGCAUGUGGGCAUGUGGUUUGCUGGAAAUGUUCUGAUUACAAAGCUCAUCUUGAGUAUGAUGGUGGUAAGCUGAACAAGGUUUGUAAGGACUGCUACCACAUUAUAACAGGAUGCACAGAUAGUGAAGAAAAGAAGAAGAAAGGAAUCUUGGAGAUUGAAUCAGCAGAAGUAUCCGGGAACAGUGUGAUAUGUAGUUUUCUCCAAUACUUGGAAAAAUCUAAGACUUGGCAGAAGGCUUGGUGUGUGAUUCCUAAGCAGGAAGCCCUUGUAUUAUAUAUGUACGGUGCUCCACAGGAUGUGAAAGCGCUAGCUACCAUCCCUUUGCUGGGCUACACAGUAGAUGACACUCCAAGAAGCGCUGACCUUCCACACAGUUUCAAAUUGACUCAGUCCAAGUCAGUGCACAGCUUUGCCGCGGACAAUGAGGAACUAAAACAGAAGUGGUUGAAGGUCAUCCAUUUGGCCGUCAAAGGCGAAACACCGGACUGCUCCAAUGAUUUGCGGAUGAGUUUAGAGGACCAGCAUGAAAGCUCUGCAAAACUGGAAGCUGAAACUUGACGUAGCAGAUGGUCUGUAAUGUAUUUUUCACUCUCUCUCCACUCAAAACUUUGGUUGACACUAAUUCUGAAAUCAGCAAGAAAGAAGCCAGCCUUCCUGGCUCAACCACGUUUCUUAGCACUUUAUGUUGGAAAAGAAAAACAACGUUCAUCUUUUUUUUUAGGGAACUUUUUCUUAUAUUUAUGUUGUGUCAAUAAAAUUAAUGUACCCUUCCACAUUUCCUUUUUAUUAAAUGAAUGUCUAUCAAAGAGUGACCAAUAUUAACUAUACCACUCUUCUCAAGAAAACAGCAUCAUAUGAAAUGAAUGCUAUUGAGAAAGAAAUGGCUUGUUUCAUAUUGAUGUCAGUACUGGUAUAUCUUGGCUGCAUUCUAGGACUCGUAGCUGUGUCUUAAGAUAUACCUCCACUCUUGCCAAAUUAGAUGUGUAUUGGAAUGUAAAGACAGUUUGGUUUAUUGUAUCUAAAUUCUAGCACUAUUUACACUGACUUGUACAUAUAUUCUAUCAAUUUGUGUUUGAGAAAAGAACAAUACCCAGAGUAUCUAAAAUUUCUAAAUUGUCUAUUAAAAAACCCUCAUUCUUUUUUCCAUUUUAAAAAUUAUUAAACAAGUACAAUAUAUAAGAUUUGCAGGGUAUGCUAUUAGAGAGGAAAAUGUAAUAUACUUAAUUUUGAUUUGACCUCAUGAUACUAGGUUCAUGCUGUUUGCCUAUGAUUUAUAAAGCAUGCAUCCUCCUGAAAAUUUAAGCAGAGGAUUCUAAAUUAAACACAACUAGUUACUUGUUUAUAUCUGAUGGCAUUGAUAUUUUUAUACAUAAACGUAGAGCUUAAAAAGCAGUAGUAAGUCAAAUGGCAUGUAAUGGAUGUGCAAGUCCUGGCUGUGUUUUGAAAAACAUAAUUCCUCUACUCAGUCCUGUGCCUGUUAACCUUUAGAAGGUGGUGCUACCUUUUUAAAAUUACAGCAAGUGCUUCAUUAAAUAACAGCCUGGUCUUAAAUGAUCACUUGUGAUCAUGUAUUAUGCCUUUAUAGUUGGUCACUAACACCCAGACCUUAAUAUUAUCAUCAAUCAAUCUAGACAUCACAUCAAAUCGUGAUUAAGAAAUAUUAAACAUACAUAGCUUAGGAGGAUGCCUGAAUUGACAAGCCAUGAUUUGAGACAGCAAAAAACACCAUCAAGCCAUGCCUUGUGCAAACUGUAGUUGACAAAUCAUAGUUAAAAGUCAGGGGCAACUGCAUUGAGACAGUAGGGCUGAGCAGACAAUAUGAAAGCCUGCAAGUUUCCCUAAACCAUGGUUUCCUGUAGAUUUGGAAACUCAAAUUGUGCUUUGGAUUCUAAAUUACGGUUGACACAAACUAUGAUUUGGCACAUUUGAAUUUAGCUGUUAUAACUCUCACUAACCACGCACAUGUUGCAACAGUUAUUACUACUGUAUUAACUGUAUUAUAUUACUCAUACCCACUUAUAGAGUGGGUGGCAGAUCUGCCAUUGCAAUAUGUGAUUGCACCCACUGUUUGCAUGGAAUAUUACACACUGUAUUGUAUAACAUAAUAGACAUGAAAUCUGAUUUUGUAGGGGGUAUGGCUUUUUUAAAAAACAAACAAACCUGAAUACCUGGACCUUACUUAGUGCAUAAAAGGAUUCUUAGGGAAUUAUAUCUCUAUUACGUUUUGCAGUAUUGAGCCAAUAAUGACAGUAACAGUUUUGUUGUAACUUGCUAAUUUUAUCUUGCACCUCCGGAUUGGUCUGUGUUCAGUUACUUAAGUUCAAAUCUACCUGGCCAGGGGGAAGACACCAGUUUUUAUAUUUCUCUGCUAAAUAGCCACAAUUGUAAGAGACUAAAGGCAUAGUCAGGCAUUUACCUGAACGCAAAGGCUUAACCAUGGGCAGGAGGCAGGAGAAUUGUCCUUGGCUGCGAUGGCUCUUCAGGCAUUCAUGCAUUUAGCAGGAAGGUUUGAGGAGAAUGCUAAGUAUAUUCUGUUGAAACUGCUUUGAAAUCUCUGUAUGAUAGAUGACCCCAACAAGACAGGCUUCUGAUUGCAGGGAAACUGUCUUCAAGCCUUCAUGUUAAAAAUACGAAGGUCUGAAGAGAUGUUUUAUAUAUCCCAUUUUAAAUACUUCUUCCAUGCUUUGCUCACUUUUGCUAAGUAUUAAAUAUGCAAAGCACUCUUUCCGAAAUACCAGUGGAAUUGAAAUAUUAGAGGCCACCCAAUACCUUCCGGAUAGGCUUGCUUCACCAAUAACUAGAUAAAGGAGCUAACAGAAUGCUCAAGGUGACAGUCAGAUUGCUGUACUGCCAAUCUGAGCCAACAAACCAGAUCCUAUUCUAGACUCAUUCAGUAGUAUUCUGGUGAAUGAAUAGAACUGCACUGGUUGUGCAUUCUGCCUUCUUCCUAAUGUUUCUAUGCAGACGAUUUCUGUCUGCAUUUCUGCAUGUAGUACAAAAGUCAACAUGCCUAUGAUGGAAAGAACCUUGUGGUUUUUAGAGAGAAAAGUAAAAUUGGGAAUCCAGAGGAAGCACAGGGCUCUUUAUUAGAGCAAUAGUAAAUUUACUAGAUUAGGGAUGAGCCUUGAUUCAAUCCUAUUCCUCUACCGUAGGCCUGAGGUUCCUUUUGCAACUCCUGGGGUUUUUUAGCUAAUGUUGCUGCUGAGGUGUCUUUUAAAAAUAGUAAAAAAAAAUGCUUAAUGCAAAAGAAAGAAAAGGAAUUAUUUUCCAGUACUUUGCCUUGUCUUCAUUGGAACUUUCCAUAUUGCUCCUGCUGGGAAAUGCUUCCUAUCCACAGAGAUGUGCCAGAUUCCUUUGCCAACUGAUUGGGGAGAUCUCUCCAUUCAUUCACCCUGACGCAGAAUCUCUUGAGUAAUGCAGCAUCCACCUUUGUUUAGGUUGGAUUUAAUUUCAGGGAUAGUUUUGAGUGGACUCUUCCCUUUUCAUAAAUUCAGAUCUUUCCUCUUCAUUUUAGACUUUGAACAGACUAUUUACUUUUCAUCCUUGAGGGCAGGGUUGUUGUUGUAACUACCACAUAGUAAGUGCUGCCAGAUGUCAUCUGGUAUACAGAAUGUCCAUUGCUUCUUACCAUAAAAUUGUGUUAAUUACUCACAAUCACGUUGUGCCAACAAGGAAAAAGAAUGCAUCAAGGCAUAAGUUGCCCUAUGUGGCAAUUGCACAUGUGCAUGCACAACAAAACGUGCAUUUUUUGUUUUUCAUGUGUGACACUCUACAAUCAGGCUGUAUCUUUAUUCCAAACCCAUUUGAAAUAUUUAAUGGUAGGAAAGGUGUAAUAUGCAAAGCAGGCCUAAAAUAAGCAUGUUGGGUACAAAAACUUCUAACUCAUUGUAUAUUUCUGAUGUGGCUCUCAGCGCAGAGUUAAUCAUUGACUGUGAACCUUUUUGUGUACAUGCAGUUAUCCUAAACGUAGGGGGUUUUUAAAAAAUGGAAAGCCAACUAUUACACUUCUACUACAAUGAAAUUAUGGGCAGUUGAUUUUCAGAAAGAGGCCUUAUGUUCCUUCCCUGGUGAAUAGGAAUAUGGUGGUUUUGGUUCUGGGAACCUUGUUUGAAAGCACACAUUUUGUACCAGGGCUAGUAACCAUUUAUAGUUGAUCACAUGGUAUGCUAUAUGGGUUGGAAAGGAAUGAAAAUGGGCUGUAAUUAUCCCUAUAAUGUUUGAGAUGAGGGGGCUGGAGGAUGGAAAACAAGCACACAGGUAAUGUCAGAUUUCCUUCAUCUUUCCCCUCCCAGUUUGCAGGUGUGUAGUGCAAACCUUGGGGGGGGGAGGGAAAGCAUUAAUAAUAAUAAUAAUAAUAAUAAUAAUAAUAAUAAUAAUAAUAAAAAUAGCCCCUAUCUAGCACUUAGAGAGCACUUCCUAUUAAAUAUUCUAAGCACACUUGCAUAGAAGCAAAGUUCCAUGGAAAGAAAGGAGAUUUACUUCGAUGUUCAUGUGCUGGGGUCCUUAAGACUCCUGCGUAAAGCACAGCUAAUGACUACUUUGUAAUAAAGAUGAGGUAAAUAAGAUAUAUAGUCUGAUUUUCUUACCCUAUUCUGGCUCCAAAACCUUUUAAGAUACAUUUUUAUUUCUGUAGGAUUUCUAGGACAAAGAAGUGGCCCUUUUAAUUUGUUUUCUCCCAAGGCCAUCCCACAUGUGGGUAACAAAAGUUCUGGCUUCUUGGUUAACAUUUUCAAGCUGUAUUUCAUUCUAAGCAGAACUUCUGUGUGUCGUUGGAAAAUACUGGAAUUUGUCUUCAGUCGUCUUAAUUUUCAUAUUGUAUUGGCCUUUUAACUGUUACCCCAUUUCCUUUUUUUAUUCAACUGACUAUCUGUUUGACUGGUUCUGUAUGGAGUUAGCAUGCAGCAAGAUGCAAUAACGAAGGAGUGUGUGUUUUUGUGUUUAUGUACACACUUUGCAACCCAAUUUAAGUAAUUGAUUCAGUAGAGAGAGAGGGACAGCUUUUGUAACCCAAUCUGCAUGUCCUUGUGCUUUUACCAAUUACUUCUGAUGCUAGAUGAAGGGAAACCAUAACGGUUUGUGGUUAAUGACAAUGAGCUGCUCAACUAUGCCGAAGAAGGAAAACGUGCUGCAGGUAGAAGUGGCAGAGACCAAGCAUGCAUUGCUGAAGCUGGAUCCCCGUUUGCUAAGUAUGCUUAGCAAGGACCUGGUGCUCCUUCUGCACCGAUCCAUUGAUGGUGUUUCAUAUGAUUCUCUUGCUUGACCACUUGAGCAGCACUUAGGGUGCCAGCAAAUCACUCGGCUUAAAAAUGCCUGCCAGUUCAAACCAUAAUGUUACCCUGGUGUUUGGUGGAUGAUCCUCAUGGGGUUGGUAGUGACGAGAAACCCACCCACCCACUGCUGCGUCAGAGAAUAAAUUCCAUGAACUGUAGUGCACAAAAGGACUGACCACUUGGAAUAUCCACAUUGCCGACAUUAAGCCACCCCGAAACAAUGCUUGUGUGUCAAUAUUUUUUUUUAACUGAACAUUUCCUGCAUUUUCCCUCCUUCAACUUUGCCAAUAUUAAGCAAGGUAAACUUACAGUGUAGAAACACUAUGUGCUGGUGUCUUUGCUGCCUUAUUUAAACGUUCUUGCAUUCCGAUACAAGUUGAUUUUUAAAUACAGUAAUUUUGUAAUUGCUCAGUUGAGAAUGAAUUUGGGACUUGCAAAUUUAUUGGUUUAAACCCCCUCCCUCUUUUCUUUUUCCUUUGCUAGAUUUGAAUCUACAGCUGGCUGUGAUUUGACAUAUUUGGGGUGUGUGGAAUAUUGGCCAUAAUCUUGCCAAAGUUAGUAAACGUAAGUCUCUCUGCUUUCAGUGGGACAGUGAAAUUUGGUUGGGUCACUGGAAAUAGCUUCAGUGAUAGGAAAAACUAAAGUAGUUUGAUAAAGCGUGGGUAUACCAAAUGUAAUUAUCAGUUGUACUUUGACUAAGUGUACUAUUGUUUUUAUUGUUGCUGGAUGUAAAUAUACUUGAAUAAUGAAAGAAGUCUGUAGCGCUGUGCCAUCUUGAUACCUUUAGCUCUAUUGACUUCUUAGUCGUUAACUCUAAAGCAUUUAUCCAUCUUCAGUGGCAUUUUGUAUGUGCAGGUGCAAAUCAAUUGUUGUGGAGUGGCUUUUCCCCUUUUCUUGCAGUCCUUCAUUUUUCUCGACUAACUCAAGGCUCAUCGUGCUAACAGUGUACCAGGGCAAUUAACUGGUGUACUGGUUCACAACCGUGAACUGCUUUUUUCCUGAAGGCAUAAAAAAGGAACACUUUUCUCCACUGUAUUUUCCAAAUGAUUAUAGAUUAGUGCACUCGUAAAUCUAGGGCUAUGUAUAAACGUUCAUGAAAAGAGGAGUUAGCAGUGUGGAAGCACAAUCGUUGCUUCCUUCUCAGAGCAUGUUGAGCUGAGGGGAAAUGUUCUGCUGGUUUCAGCAAAUGCCAGAUGUGCACAGUGCUGCCUGGCUGGUGCCUAUGAGGCCAUCCUCUUCCCAAAAAUAUUUUGUUGCAUUAAAAAAUGUCAUUAAGAGAAGAAGAAGAAAAACAUGUGCAAAGGGGUGUGUACAUGGAGCUGCCCUGUUGGUUAAACUGAGAGGGGAAGCUUGCACACACAUGAGAUUUCUUGCCGCAAUGCAAACAUAAGGUAGAAAGCAGCUCUCUUUGCAUAAGUGGGGCUGUUAUGAUUGUCAAAUAAAUCAUUGCCUCAGCCAGGGUUUACAGUAGGAACCGCAUGUACCUGCAGGACAGUGGAUCCUGUCAUUUAGAGAGACUUGCAUUAAUUUUAGGGCAUGCUGUGGGCAGUAUAAGUUUGUACAAAUAUUUAGCAUGCACUCGCUUCUGUACAUGAAAAGCAGCAGCGUGCAUUUUUGCCACUUGUUUGUACAGUGUGCAAAAGAAGGUCAGUGAGCCAGGAUCAAUCAGAGCUCCUUGGAGCAAACAUCCUCAAGAGUUCAUGCUUUAGCACUUCACAUAUUCUUUCACACCUGAAAUGAAAAGUCCCUUAUUGGUGUAAUCUUUGCAUUGCUGAAAAAUGAUGUAACCAUCCUCUGCCACAAUGCUAAUGUGAUGGAUAAUAGGAUUAAGGUUCUAGAUGGUGUCUACAGUCACUGAGGAGCACAAACAAAAUCCAUGGUGACGAUUGUCUUGUAAGCCAGUGUUACUCAGUGACAGUCCAGUUCAUGAGCCAUUGGCUGCUGGUCUGUGGUGACUCCGCCACAGCCCAGGAUGGGUGGGAUGUUUCAGGUACCCAAUAUGGUACCAACUCCUGGCACAUCAGGUGGGGUGGGAUUUGCCAGUCCACCCCAUGAGAGAGUUUGAGAAGCACUGAUGUAAGCAACCAUAGCAAAAUUAAAUGGGAAAGGAGAUGAUCAGUUUAAGCACAAGUCAUGUAAAUUAUAUCCCCCCCUCAAUAGGUUAGUUAUCUCCUCUUCCCUGGAUUUAAGCACCAUCUUUUAAGAAGAAAUGUGCUUAUUUCUUGAUAGAAUAUUGCUGGGCAAACUAGAAUGUUCUCAUCCAUGCAAAAUAACUCUUGAUGACAGUUCAGUCCCUACUCAAAACUUUCUUCAUCCAGUUUAACAAAAGGUAACUAAUUUUAUAAUUUGCACAUCUUAUUUAUGGGAUGGCUUGGUUUCCACAAUAUUUUACACUCAAAGUACAUUGUAAACAACUUAAAAUCUAAUUGGGAGGUACCCAUUGUGUAAAUGCAUUAAAGAGAAAAAAUUAAAUAAUGUUCCAGUUUGGGGGCUACUUACUUUGUUAUUUCCCGUUUUCUCAGAGUGAAUGUAGAUUUGAUUUCCCCCGAGAUUUUUCUACUGAAGUAGAAGAGUUCUGUUUUAUAUUUAAAAAACCUUUCCCCCCCCACAUGUAAUUCCGGUAUUACUCGGUCUGGAGUUACUCCUUGCACCUUGCAAAUGCAUAAAAAUAUUUUAAAUUAAAAAAUGAAAGAAAAGGAACAGAUCUCAUGAGAGAUCUAAAUCCCUUUUCUAGGAAGAAGGGGAAACUAUUUCCUUUUUUGUGACAAAUGCAACAUACCAGCCAGUGUUCCACAUAAAAAUGCAUAGAAGCUCACCUGCUCUUGGUCUCAAGAAGUUUAGAAGGUGGAAAAUGUUACAAGCAGGCAGGGCAUGGGGGGAAAUCGGCAAAAAACAAAACAAAACAACCAAGUGCGCAACAGUCUUCAGAGUGUCACGCAGCUGAAAUAUAUGGAAUAUGUCACGAAUGAUUCUUGUGUGGAAGCAGGGGUAAGUCUUAGCUGAUAGUAUCAGAUGAACAAGCUGUAAAAAUUGUAAAAUCUCAAAGGGUAUACGUCUUUGUUUUUUUGCUCUACCAUAAAUAAAAUGCAAAAAGAAAAAGCAACAUUUAAGAUUGUGAGAGUGGUUAUCGUUAAAAUGUACAUGAAUGUAAAAUACUUGCAGAUAUGUGUAUAUAUUUCUGUAACAUAUGUAUAUUUGGUCCAUAAUGGUCGGAGCUGGAAUACUGUAAAAUUGCGCACUUUAAUUCUUGUUGAAAACUUUAAAAAUUUGUAUCCUGUAAAUUAAAAGCAUCAUUAAAUCAGUAAUUAUUCUCUGUGA